CCGCUGUCAAUCAGAAAUCCUAACUCGCUCCAUGUUCGACUGAAGUGUGUGAAAGUACUGGAGAAGGACUCGCGUGCGUUCAGUUAUUUCAGCGCGUUAAUGGACUAACCGAGACAUAAACGAGACGAGCGGGGGAAAGCCGUGCAUAUAGCAUGAUAAGCUGGAUCUCCUGCAGCAGAUGAGGGAAGAUGUUGGCCAUGGAUCAAGGCGUAGUGGAGGAGUGGCUGUCUGAGUUUAAGACUCUUCCAGAGACGGCCGUCUCCAGCUACGCAGCCUCUCUGAAGGACAAGGGCUCUCUGGUUCCUGCGCUUUAUAAAGUCAUACGAGAGAAUUACAGCGACCUGCUGGAGCCGGUGUGUCAUCAGUUGUUUGAGUUUUACCGCAGCGGCGAGCCGCGUUUACAGCGCUUCACUCUGCAGUUUCUGCCGGAGCUGGUGUGGAGUUACCUGUCGGUGACGGCGGCACGAGAUCCUCACUGCAGCGGCUGCAUCGAGGCGCUUCUGCUGGGCAUCUACAACCUGGAAAUCGUUGAUAAAGACGGGCAGAGUAAAGUGUUGUCCUUCACCAUCCCCUCCUUAUCCAAGCCGUCGGUUUAUCACGAGCCGUCUUCCAUUGGCUCUCUGGCCUUGACGGAAGGAGCCUUAGCCAAUCACGGUCUGAGUCGUGUGGUGUACAGCGGCCCCCACCUGCAGCGAGAGACCUUCACCGCGCAGAACAGGUUUGAGGUGCUGACGUUCCUGCUGCUGUGUUAUAAUGCGUCUCUGAGCUACAUGAGCAGCUCGUCUCUGCAGUCUCUGUGUCAGCUCAGCUCCAGAGUCAGUAUCUGUGGAUAUCCGCGGCAGCAGGUGCGCCGCUAUAAAGGCAUCAGCUCCAGGCUCAUGGUCACGUCAGAGUUCCUCGUGCAGCUCAUCACCGGCAUUCACUUCGCACUGUGAUCUGGCUCGAGGGCUCUGGAUGACGUGUUGUACCGAGCGCAGCUGGAGCUCUUCCCAUACCCAGAGGCGCUGCUGGUGGGGAACGCCAUCAAGUCGUCUCUCCACGGCGCGUCUCUGAAGGCCAACAAAGAGGGAACCCGCUCCAUCCAGGUGGAGAUCACCCCCACGGCCCCCCGCAUCUCCCGCAACGCCGUCACCAGCCUGUCCAUCCGCGGACACCGCUGGAAACGCCACGAGUCUCAGGAGGACAGUGUAGACUCCCCUGACUCCUGCGUGACGGGGCCCAUCCCUGAGAUUAGCGUAACAGGGGCCAGCGGCGAGCGGCUGCUCAACGGAGAGGCUCUGCGCAGCAAGACGGAGGGGGAGGCGCUAGGGGGCGCCACAGAGGUGGGGGUCGACCCUAGAGGUCAAGAGGUCAGGAGGCAGAAGUCUGUGCGGAGGCACCUAGAGGACGGGACGCCCUCCGCGGGGCGGGUUCAGUUCUAGAGCCCCACCCACCCCUCCCCGCUCCUCUCCCUCGGGCCCAGAGGUACUUGUGUGGGCGGAGCUUCUUGAUUAGCCUCUUAAUUAUUCAUGAGAUGCAAACGCUUCCGAGUAUCAGCCGUCUUCAAUGUGAAGCUUUUUCCUGCAGAAAUAUCUCUGGUUCAGAAGUAAAGCUCUACGGACAGUGUUCAUGACCACAGUAAAUCAAACUAAAAAAGAUGUGCUAUAAGGCCAUUAUUUAUUUAUUUUUUUUCCACUAAGAUACACAUACAUUAUGAAAACAAAAACUUUUAUUUUGGAUGCGAUUAAGCGUGAUUAAUUAUUUGACCGCACUAAUUUAUUUUAAUAAAUUAAAUUGAAAUAUUAUAUAUUAUAUUUUUUUACGCGUACAUACUAUCUGAACACAGCUAACCAUUUGACAGCA
Molecule: messenger RNA, 1842 nt
Organism: Cyprinus carpio (common carp)
Lineage: Eukaryota; Metazoa; Chordata; Actinopteri; Cypriniformes; Cyprinidae
Gene: hycc1
Product: family with sequence similarity 126 member A
Exons: 11
Biological process (GO): phosphatidylinositol phosphate biosynthetic process; protein localization to plasma membrane
Cellular component (GO): plasma membrane
Source: RefSeq, a predicted model, not a curated record